ACAUCCCGAAGUAGUACUUGAGAACAACAGCGGAAACGUCUCGCAAACAGAAGAUUCGCUCGAACGCCUCCAGGAGGACGAACAUGCUGGUCGUGCCGAAGACAACCGGACUCUCAUGGAGAGGAGCCACAAACAGAACGAGACGGACAAUACCACGGCCUCGAUUCUGAACGAUUCCAUCAUACAAGACAAAGAGGCUAUGCCCAGCUUCGAUGAGUGGAAGAAGAUCCGGCUCGAGAAAGAGAAACAGGACCCGUCGUAUCCGAGUCCGAAGGAGCCGGAGCAUCGAGACGGCGGUAUCAAAGCUAACGAACGGAAGCGGGGCCGACGCAACUAUGCUUCGAUAGAAUGCGGGGCGAAAAUCGUCGCGGCCAACGCGAACGCUGCCGGCGCAUCGAAAGUCCUACUCGAAGCCACAGACGAGUACAUGUUGAAUCCUUGCAACUCGCUGAUGAAGAGCGGCAUGUGGUUCAUUGUUGAACUCUGCGAGAGCAUCCAUCCCACUCACAUCGAGCUGGCGAACUUCGAGCUUUACUCCUCGACAGGGAAGGAAUUCGUCGUUUACAUGAGCGACCAUUAUCAGUCGCGCGAGUGGACGGAAGUGGGACGAUUCGAAAUGGCGCAUCUGAAAACCGUGCAGAGCUUCCCCCUGGACGCACCGGGUUUCGGGAAAGUGAUCAAAGUUGAAUUUCUAAGCAUUUAUGAAAACAACCAAUACUAUUGCCCCUUGAGUCUGGUCCGGGUUUUCGGGAGUUCGAUGGUCGAUGACUACGAGGAAAAGGUCUCCGAGGACAGCCAGGGAACCCCCGAGCCGAUCGAGAAGGAGCAGAUCGUUGAACCUACGCCCGCCUCCGUUACGAUCGUCGUGGAUGAGAAUAUGGUUUCGAGGGCGAAGAAAGCGAUGUUCAAUAUCAUCAACUCGGUCAGCAAAGUGGUUUCGGGCACAAAAACCUUGGAUGGAAACUGUAGCGACUGCUCGACGAACGAGAGUAGCGACCACGUGCUUUCCUUGGGCCAACAAUUCGACAACUGUUUCGAGUUGACAAAUCUCAGCGGGCCCGAAGGUCAUCUGUGGCCGUCGAUGAAGUGUCGCUUCGCCCAAGUGGCGAACGUGCAGCGGAGCUGCCGACCCCUGCUCGUCGCCCCCUCCAUCAACAUUGAACCUUCACCUUUGAAGCCGGUGUCGAAUUUGUCUCCACCCGUCUCGAUGCCGGCGUCGACAGCAGCCGUUCCCUCAAUUACCAUGACGGCCGAAAUGAUCUCGCCGACCACGGUCGCCGAGGCCGAGAAGAACGAAGAACUCAAGACCCAGUCGAAGGUUCUCCAAAUGAAAUUGGUCACCGCCACCGAAAACGAUACGCCCUCACAGGCUCAUCCGUCGGUUACGCGGAGCUCUCAGCCAGAAGCGGAACCGGUCCCCGUGGCGAAACCUAAUGUAAAGCUUCCCCCUCUGUCGCACAUGAAUCCAGUCCCCUCGAAUCAACCUACACCCGCACCGAAUCAGGCGACGAAAGAGAAUCUCUUCAGCCGAUUCGAAAAUAGGAUCAAGAAACUCGAACUCCACAUGAACCUCAGCGGAACGUAUCUCGAGGAGCUGAGCAGACGCUACCGAAAUCAAAUGGAGGAGAUGCAGGCGGCUUUCAACAAAACGGUGGCAGCACUCAACAUGGAAGCCAAGAAAGGCCUGGAACGAGAUCAUAAUCAGCAACAAGCGUUGGCAGUCUUGCAAGAGAAGCUCUCAGCGGUCACGGAAUCUCUGCGAAAACUCGAAAUUGAAAGUGAUUCCCUGUGGUGGCGUCUCUUGCUCGCCUACCUUGGCCUUCUCGCUAGCAGCAUCGCCAUGAUCACUGUUCUAUCCCGUCAGAUCUGCCUGCGCACGAUCAGAAACUCAGCGGAACCAGUGCCGGCAGAGCGCCAGAUCCUUGAGAUCCUGGAACGUCUGUACAAGGAGAAGUACUUGCAAGAGAACGCCGACUCGUCGAAGCAGAACGGUUCCGAAAAACCCAAAGAGGAAACGCCUCAGAUCGCUGAGAAGCUAGAAAUGACGGAAGAAGAAACAGUGAAUAUCAAGACAGAACCAAAGCUCGAUGAUCUGAAGCCGAUGGAGAUAAAGAUAGAGCCGCUAGAUGAGCAUUGCUCGGAGGUGCGGCAGAACUUCGCGGAACCUUCCAACGGCGUAUCGCAGAAGGCUCAUCAAGACGAAGAGGAAGCAUGGGACGCAGGUGAUCUCAAGAAGGAGUUCCCCGUCCUCUCGAGGACAUCCGUGGAUAACGAUGUGUCCUUGCCGACGUGUACAAAAUGCGCUUUAAGCUGUUGCAGCCAUGCUCUCUUCCGGCACUAG
Galendromus occidentalis (western predatory mite) is the source of this 2341-nucleotide messenger RNA. RefSeq names its product SUN domain-containing ossification factor. The transcript has 5 exons. The record is from RefSeq and is a predicted model, not a curated record. Gene Ontology annotation, biological process: protein folding in endoplasmic reticulum. Bases 116 to 2341 code for a protein of 741 amino acids. Gene Ontology annotation, cellular component: membrane; cytoplasm. Lineage: Eukaryota; Metazoa; Arthropoda; Arachnida; Mesostigmata; Phytoseiidae.